This is a messenger RNA of Echinops telfairi (small Madagascar hedgehog), 2535 nucleotides long. It is a transcript of the gene IFT70B, whose product is annotated as tetratricopeptide repeat domain 30B. Gene Ontology annotation, molecular function: protein binding; intraciliary transport particle B binding. Lineage: Eukaryota; Metazoa; Chordata; Mammalia; Afrosoricida; Tenrecidae. The record is from RefSeq and is a predicted model, not a curated record. Gene Ontology annotation, cellular component: intraciliary transport particle B; axonemal microtubule. The annotation marks the transcript as partial. The transcript has a single exon. Gene Ontology annotation, biological process: intraciliary transport.
CGUCUGGUCCGCGACUCGCGCUUCGCCGAGGCGGUGCAGCUGCUGGGCGGGGAGGUGCAGCGCAGCGCGAGGAGCCGCGCCGGCCUGUCGCUGCUGGCCUACUGCUACUACCGCCUGCAGGAGUUCGCGCUGGCCGCCGAGUGCUACGAGCAGCUCAGCCAGCUGCACCCGGAGCUGGAGCAGUACCGCCUGUACCAGGCCCAGGCCCUGUACAAGGCCUGCCUCUACCCAGAGGCCACCCGCGUCGCCUUCCUGCUGCUGGACAACCCCGCCUACAACAGCCGGGUCCUCCGCCUGCAAGCCGCCAUCAAGUACAGUGAGGGCGACCUGCCAGGGGCCCGCAGCCUGGUGGAGCAGCUGCUGAGCGGGGACGCAGGCGAGGACAGUGGCGGCGAGAGUGAGCUCGAUGGGCAGGUCAACCUAGGGUGUCUGCUCUACAAGGAGGGCCAGUAUGCGGCCGCGUGCGCCAAGUUCUCGGCGGCCCUGCAGGCCUCCGGGUAUCGGCCUGACCUUUCCUACAACUUGGCUUUGGCCUAUUACAGCAGCAGGCAGUAUGCCCCAGCUCUGAAGCACAUCGCAGACAUUAUUGAGCAUGGCAUCCGCCAACAUCCGGAGCUGGGUGUGGGCAUGACCACGGAGGGCAUCGAUGUUCGCAGCGUUGGCAACACCCUAGUCCUUCACCAGACUGCUCUGGUGGAAGCCUUCAACCUCAAGGCAGCCAUAGAAUUCCAGCUGAGAAACCAUGAAGCGGCCCAGGAAGCCCUCACUGACAUGCCACCCAGGGCAGAGGAGGAGUUAGAUCCCGUGACUUUACACAACCAAGCUCUCAUGAACAUGGACGCCAAACCUACAGAAGGAUUUGAAAAGCUGCAGUUCUUGCUCCAACAGAACCCCUUUCCCCCAGAGACUUUUGGCAACCUGCUGCUGCUUUAUUGUAAAUAUGAGUAUUUUGACCUGGCGGCAGAUGUCCUGGCAGAAAAUGCCCAUUUGACUUACAGGUUCCUCACACCCUAUCUCUAUGACUUCUUGGACGCCAUGAUCACUUGCCAGACCGCUCCUGAAGAGGCUUUCAUUAAGCUUGAUGGACUAGCUGCGAUGCUGACAGAGCAUCUUCGGAGACUCACUAUUCAAGUACAGGAAGCCAGACACAACCGAGAUGUUGAAGCUGUCAAAAGGGCCGUUAAUGAGUAUGAUGAAACCCUUGAGAAGUACAUCCCUGUGUUGAUGGCGCAGGCCAAAAUCUACUGGAACCUGGAAAACUAUGCAAUGGUAGAAAAGAUCUUCCGCAAAUCGGUGGAGUUCUGUAAUGACCACGAUGUGUGGAAGUUGAACGUGGCUCAUGUUCUGUUCAUGCAGGAGAACAAAUACAAAGAGGCGAUUGGUUUUUAUGAACCCAUUGUCAAGAAGCAUUAUGAUAACAUCCUGAAUGUCAGUGCUAUCGUAUUAGCGAACCUCUGCGUUUCGUACAUCAUGACGAGCCAAAAUGAAGAGGCUGAGGAGCUGAUGAGGAAGAUUGAAAAGGAAGAAGAGCAGCUCUCUUAUGAAGACCCCGACAAGAAAAUCUACCACCUGUGUAUUGUCAACCUGGUGAUAGGAACCCUGUAUUGUGCCAAAGGAAAUUAUGACUUUGGUAUUUCUCGAGUGAUCAAAAGCUUGGAACCUUACCACAAAAAGCUGGGAACUGAUACGUGGUAUUAUGCCAAAAGAUGCUUUCUGUCCUUAUUAGAAAACAUGUCAAAACACAUGAUUGUGUUUCGUGACAGCGUUAUUCAAGAAUGUGUCCAGUUUCUAGAGCAAUGUGAGCUGUAUGGCCGGAACAUACCUGCAGUUAUUGAACAACCGCUGGAAGAAGAAAGACUGCAUAUUGGAAAGAACACAGUCACAUAUGAAUCCAGACAGCUAAGAGCUUUGAUUUAUGAGAUAAUAAGGUGGAAUAUGUAAUUAUGGCUGAUAAUGGCUUUUAUCAGACUGGCUUUGUUAUCUCUAUCUAGUAUGUAGUUAUAUUUGACUUUAGUCUUUGGGAUCUUUAGAUUUGUUAUAUGUCAAACUUUGUACUGUUUAUAAUUAUAAGAAUUAGAAAUGCUUUGGAUAAACCCAUGAGUAUGAUAAAAAAUCAUUUAAAAAGCUGGUAGAGGGGAAGGUGUAGCUAAAGGAACUUGUUAGGACUGGGUUCUCAUUCCUUUGUUAUCUUUGUGUUUUGCUGUGUCUUAAGGAACCUCUGUGUAUGGGUUAUAUCAUUCAGGGACUCAGUGGUAUCAGGGCUAGGUAGGACUCUAAUUAAAGUAGAGCGUUUCUGGGCUUUAAUAAUCACUUCAGGGAUUCAUGGUCUAUUCUCAUUUACCCUACUAAUUUGUUAUGUUUAUCUUUCACAUAGAUUUUAGAAUAUUCUGGCAGGAUAUUCCAAUACUCAAAUUUCACCUCUCCCCCUUAGGUUUUAGAUUUUUUUAGCAUGUAAAAUUCAGUGGGUAAACGUGUGUCCUCACAGAAUUAUGGUACUCUGGCAUAGAGACAAUAAACAAUUGACAAAGAAACAAA